AUGCUUUUUCGUGACCAGCACGACAGUGGCAAUGGCGCCGGCGCCGUAGGUGCAGGGGUGGUGAAUCAGCACAACGAAGAGGACGAGACAUGUUCGACUGGCGGGCGGAGCUACACCAGCGUGGAGUCCGCCACUGCGCAGCACUUUGAGCAGCGCAUGGCGCAGCUGAACGACUCAAUGUACCCGAUUUCCGACAUCAGCAGCGGAGCUGGUGGAUUCUGCAAGGCGGCGUUUGGAAUCGGCGGCGGUGCGCACGCCUACCUCACGCCGAGCUACCAGCUCUUUCCCAAGGUCGACGGCACGUACGCUGACAUCGACUCCGAUGACAUCGAUGAUAUGCAGCGGAGCUUAUCACUGGCAGCUCCGACUAGCAAUGGCGAGGAUAGCGGGUUGAGGCGCGCAAGCCACACUAAAAUGUCCACCGAGCUAAAACUCGAAAGCUUUACUGACGGCAAGGACGAGGAGGACGCCGGUUACCUGGCGUCGCUGCUGAAAAAUAUCGAGAGGCACGCUGAGCGGCUUGACACGAAUUUUUACCGCUACCCACCCUCUGAGGUGAUCAAACAGCAGAUAGCGAUGACAGCUCCGCCGAUUGAGGAGAGGGAGAAGCUCCACACUGCUGCGCCAAACAGUGGUGCCGCCUCGGCUGGCACCGGUGGCGCGCCGGCCUCGGUGGGAGAUGACAGCACCGCUGAGGAUCAGUCAGGCGGCGUCGGUGCUUUAUCCCCCUGGUCGCCGUCGCAGGUACCGACGGAAGGGCCGCCAGCAGCACCGUCACCGACCGUUGCAGCGGCACCGGCGUCGUCGCACAGCUCAGGCACGAAGCUGUUCCUGGGCGGCCUGCGCUACGAGGUCAUUCAAAGCGGACGCCACAUGGUCAGCUGGAUCUUCCAAGUCGCCUGCGGCGUGCGCCUGAGCCCAUCCAGCAUUCUUAUUCAUCGCAAGACGAAGAAUGGGCGCUCGAAUGUGGCACCAACGGGGUGCGCGUCUGUGUUCGUUGCCAAAGAUGCCGAUGUGCAGGCGCUCUUGCGUAUGAAUCAGCGAAUCUACUGCGCGGAGGAAGGCAUCUAUGUGUCACCAUCGCCUGAGGUAAUGAAAGAGCUUAUUGCGUCAAAGGACAUUGUUGAUGUUACAGGGGGCCGCGUGCGAGGACCGACGCACCCUGUUGUGAUUGAGCGUGCCUACAGUCUCAGCCAUCACCACGGCCAGCGCGAGGAUGGCGGCAGCGGCACCCUCGCGCACAGUAGUGUCGGGGGAGGGGCAGCGGCUGGUGGCAGCGGGGGCCACCGCCACGCGCGCACUUCGUCUGCCAGCACGGAGAGUAAUUUAUCAAACCAGCACUGGGGAGCCAUGCCACCCCCGUAUGGGAGCGUGCCGCCACCUCAAUACGGCACCUCACACGCCUCGCCUUCUGGUAUGCCAGGCAGCCUGCAACCGCCGUCGUACACGACGUCUAGCGUCUCCAGCUCUAUGGGGGUGGACGCCGUGCUAGUGGCUGGAAGCCUGCCUACCAGAGCGAGCAGCACCACCCUUUACCCUUCUAGUGCCGUCUUGUCAGAGCAGUCGUCACCAUCAACGCAGUCAAUGGUCGGGGAUGCGCGGAUGCCGAGUCCGCCGUCCGCUGCCAAGGCGCUGGAUCUACAGCGCGUGACAUUCCACGCGUACUUGCACAGCGACGCAAUGCCACACCUCAGAACGACAGCGUCGUCCUCCUCAGGUAUGUCCUCAAUCACCGGCAGCUCAGCAGCGCACCACACGGUGCUGUUCGUUGCUGCUUUGCCAACCGAGACGACCCCAGACUACGUCUCGUGGCUUUUUUCACUCAUGAGCAUUACGUUGCCUCCUUCUCACAUCCACAUCAUCGGCGGCGGCGGCGGUAUCUCUACCGUGAGUGACCCUCCAGGUGGGGCUUCGUCAAGCAGCGCAGCCAAGAACAUGGUGGACAGCUGUGCCACAGUAAACCUCGACGAAAGCGACAUCCUCAUCGCGCUUAACUACCAUCAUCGUGUGCUGUGCACCUCACGAGGAGCAUGGGUAGGUCACUCGGCGCAGGACAUUGCUACUCUGCGGGCCAGCGACAAUUCUUUGCGUGACUGGCCCGUCCUGCACGUGGGCCGACGCAUGCCUGCGCAAGCGGUCACUGGCGUUGGGAGCGGCAGCGCCGCCGCACCAGAGACUCCGGGCUAUCCGCACGGCGGUGCAGGGGGUGAGUUUGCUAGAGGCAGUGUCGCGCCCUAUCCGCCAAUGCUGACGCAGUAUCCAUCACCCGUCUUUGGCGGCAUGCCAAUGAUGUCAGCCGCUGUUAUGGGCUGCGUUGGGAAUGCCAUGCCGUACCCGAUGCCGUGGGGCUUCAACAUGCCCUCCCCAUCGUCAAACUGCAUGCACGCAGGCGUGCCGCCGCCGUCGUCACAGGCCGGGAUGGUGGGGGGCACUAUGGCUCCUGCCAUGGGUGCUGGAGCACCGCCACCGCCACCGCUGAAUUUGGCGCUGCCGCAACAGGGUAUACCCGUGAUGCCGCCCCCAUUCCCGUUCCCGCAGACGGUUACGAUUGGUGACCGCGUCUACCAGCUGCCUCCAGGCUCAACGCUGCAGUUUAUGCCAGUCAUCACCCCCGCCGGCGGUGCUGGCGCGGGUGGCGAGGCUGAGGCUGGCAUGGGUGGCGCUUCCGGAGGUCAUUGGCGAAGUGGACCUCCAGGUCACGGGAGCGCCUCAAACGCGGAGGCCUCAGCAAGGCCGAGCACUAGUUCACCUCACCCUGACAUGCCGCUGCCCUUUAGCACGCGUCCCUUGCAAAAAACACCCUGA
Messenger RNA from Leishmania braziliensis MHOM/BR/75/M2904, 2805 nucleotides. RefSeq lists its product as hypothetical. The record is from RefSeq and is a predicted model, not a curated record. The coding region runs from base 1 to 2805 and encodes 934 amino acids. Lineage: Eukaryota; Euglenozoa; Kinetoplastea; Trypanosomatida; Trypanosomatidae. The transcript has a single exon.